Molecule: messenger RNA, 973 nt
Organism: Dendronephthya gigantea
Lineage: Eukaryota; Metazoa; Cnidaria; Anthozoa; Malacalcyonacea; Nephtheidae
Product: transmembrane protein 134-like
Exons: 7
Coding region: 132-665 (177 amino acids)
Source: RefSeq, a predicted model, not a curated record
UAUAAACAAAACAUUGUUUAGAGAAUUUCUCAAUGGUAAAUAAAUAGAAAAUUCACACAAAAAAUACGUUUUUUAUCCGUAAAGAAAGGAUUAGAGUAAAUGGAUUGACAUCGCAGAUAGUUACUUUUGUGAUGAGCAACGUACCUUACAGCGAUCUGGGCGAGUCAAGCGGCCAGCAACUCAAAAAUCCAGUCUCGGCUGAUUUUGCAAGACGGAGCUCUGAGGAAGAUAAGUUGACAGAAGCUGGCGAUAUCGGUGUUAGCGAUAAGGUUUUUGCUUCGUAUCAGAAAAGUGGUCACAAAGCUGCAAAAGGAAAGAAUCAAUUGAAAUUGGAACACGAUGAAGAUCAUGAGGAUGAUAUUGUAAACAUAAAUUCUUCAUUAAAGACAAGACACCCAACAUACAUGUGGUUACGGCAUCCCAAAGUUCGUGAAAACUGGAAGACGGUUGCAGGCGCCAUCUUUUUGUUGAUUGUUGGGAUAUUAUUCUUGAUAUGUGGAAUUGUUUUGGCUACGGUUCCUAACCAUGACGGCCCAAAAGCCAUAAUAUUUUUCAUAUGUGCUGUGGUUUGUAUUCUUCCCGGAGGCUACCACACUAUAUAUAUCUAUAGAGCAACAAAGGGUUGGAGAGGUUACACAUUCGAAAGUCUGCCAAGCUUCAGAUAAGGAGACGAAGUGUAUAAAACAGACUUUAAACAAACAAUUUUAUAUUCAGAAAACAAAAUCCUGUCAACUGAAAUUAAAUUUACACAAUUAUUGAAUCUAGCUACAUCUGAGUGUGGUCACACCUUAGUUGUUGUGACUUUAGACGGUUGACAAGUUACACAUGAUAUCUAAAUUCUUAUUGAACAUCGCGCUAUUUCAUAUGUGUGUGAGUGCGCUGAUAUUACAUACGUACGUUUUGUAAUCUGAGAUGUGAUGAAAAUAUUGUAGAAACUUGUGCAAAUAAAAUAUGUGACAAUGCAAUUUGUAAA